Messenger RNA from Scleropages formosus (Asian bonytongue), 2289 nucleotides. RefSeq names its product twinfilin-2-like. The transcript is spliced from 9 exons. Gene Ontology annotation, biological process: actin filament depolymerization; positive regulation of neuron projection development; barbed-end actin filament capping. NCBI's taxonomy places the organism in Eukaryota, Metazoa, Chordata, Actinopteri, Osteoglossiformes, Osteoglossidae. Gene Ontology annotation, molecular function: actin monomer binding; actin filament binding. The coding region runs from base 24 to 1097 and encodes 357 amino acids. Gene Ontology annotation, cellular component: myofibril; actin filament; cytoplasm. The record is from RefSeq and is a predicted model, not a curated record.
ACUGCAGGGACCGCGGAAGCGCGAUGGUGCCCCCUAGCGGCCGCCGCCACGAAGUACAACGGAGUAAACGCACAACUCCAGAACUGAGGGAAUUCCUGGCCAGAGCCCGCAGUGGGGCUGUGCGGCUCAUCAAGGUGGUCAUCAGGAACGAGCAGCUGGCGCUGGGGGGGUUCCGAGAGCCGGCGCAGAGCUGGGAUCGCGACUUCGACCACUUCCUGCUUCCUCUGCUGGACCCCCAGGAGCCGUGCUACAUCCUGUACCGCCUGGACUCCCAAAAUGCACAGGGCUACGAGUGGCUCUUCAUAUCCUGGUCACCUGACCAAUCCCCGGUGAGACAGAAGAUGCUAUACGCCGCUACGCGUGCAACUGUGAAAAAGGAGUUUGGAGGAGGUCACAUCAAGGACGAAAUGUUUGGGACAGUGGAGGAAGACGUCUGCUUCCAAGGGUACCUGUGUCACGUGUCGUCGUGCUGUGCCCCUGCACCGCUGACCGCUGCCGAGCAGGAACUGCAGCGUAUCAAAACCAACGAGGUGAAGACAGAGAUCAGCAUAGAGAGCAAACACCAGACCAUGCAGGGACUGGCCUUCCCCCUGCAGAGCGCUGCCCGGCAAGCCCUACAGCUGCUCACACAGCGGCGCAUCAACUACAUCCAGCUGCGGCUUGACACGGAGAAGGAGACCAUCGAGCUGGUGCACGCAAACCUGACGGAGGUUGGUGACCUGCCCCGCCGGGUGCCUACGGACACACCCCGCUACCACUUCUUCGUUUACAAGCACCGGCACGAGGGCGACUCCCUGGAGUCCGUGGUGUUCAUCUACUCCAUGCCGGGCUACAGCUGCGCCAUUAAGGAGCGCAUGCUUUACUCGAGCUGCAAGAGUAGGCUGCUGGACGAUGUCGAGCGGGACUACCAGCUGGAGAUCGCCAAGAAGAUCGAGAUCGACAGCGGGGAGGAGCUGACCGAGCAGUUCCUGUACGAGGAAGUUCAUCCAAAGCAGCAUGCCUUCAAGCAGGCCUUCGCCAAGCCCCGGGGCCCAGCCGGCAAGAGGGGCCACAAGCGGCUCAUCAGGGGAGCUGGCGAGAACGGGGACGAGAGCUAGAGGGCGGAGCGAUGGCCUCCCGCUGCACGGACCCCUUGCUUGCGCUAUGCAAUUUCUUACGGCCUCGCUGAUGCCGGUGACUUCUGUGUGUUUACCUGUUGUUCUUUGCCCAGUGAAUUAAGAGCUUUAUUUACUUUGUAUAACUGAAAUCUUCAUGUUGUUUUGGUAUUGUUUGCUGGCCUUAUGCAACCUUGACCCCCAUCACUCACCUCCUAACAUGACCAUUCAAUGACACAUAGACACACACUCUCUCUGCAGCCUGGCCCACGUUCACAGGGUAAAGUCGGUUCUCUGUUUGCAUGAUCUGAAAUGACCGGAUGUAGGUGGGGUCUGCGCUCUGGGCGGACUUUCAGUGCGAGAUCCCCCCCGAACUGAUUUGCUCACUGUCCCGUUAGCUCUUAGCAUCGUAACCUGUCUUUGUGGUCGAAGGGAAAGGCUUGUACUCCCUCCAUCGUGGGGGGGUUGCAGCCUCAGGGCGCUCUUUUAAUAUCGGUCACAGUCUGUCUUCGGUGGUCCCUUUAGGGUAAGUUCCUUGCUGGAAGGUACUGCAGCUGGAGGUGAGAUUCAAACCUGUGACUUUUAGGGCCAAAGGCAGCAGCUCAAACCGCUGCACCGCCAACUGUCCGGUAACAUCCUGUCCCUCAUUGGUCCUUGCAGCCCAACAUUGUACUUUUUUCCUCCUAACUGUGAUUUUCCUUCUUUUAUAUCAAUCUCUUCUACCAGUAAACAUGUCUUACGUCAUUUAGUCGUUUCUUGUAAGCAGAUGAAUGCUGCUAUUAAGAAACAAACUUCCUAAUAAAAUAUUUUUUCUGUUCUUGUAUCACUUUUAUUCAGCAUCCUAAAUAGCUGAGGGCCCCACAGAGCUGGAACUCUUUUCAGCAACAAUCCCAGUUUUUGUUAAGAUUCGCUCAAACAAACAAACGGUAUUUGCUGGAGCUUCAUGUGAGAAAAGCACGCUUUUUCGGACGGGACACACAAAGUGUGGAUGACGGAGAGAUGAUGAGGGAUGACCUGGGGCGCUGGGGACUGAAGAGCUCCGACGACUACAGGAGCCAUCGCAGGACAACUUUCUGCCCAAGAUCGCAAGUUAUAGCGACUGAAGAAAGGCUUUUGACGAAAAGACGUCACACGAGGGCCGUCAGUCUGAGUUCGGCAGCCAAUAGGGAUGCGCUACGGCAGCAGAGGGCGGGUC